This is a messenger RNA of Arachis stenosperma, 3878 nucleotides long. RefSeq lists its product as uncharacterized. Gene Ontology annotation, molecular function: ATP binding; protein binding; nucleic acid binding. Bases 26 to 3784 code for a protein of 1252 amino acids. Lineage: Eukaryota; Viridiplantae; Streptophyta; Magnoliopsida; Fabales; Fabaceae. The record is from RefSeq and is a predicted model, not a curated record. The transcript has 28 exons.
CGGCAGAGAACAUUCCCCGCCAAAAAUGGCGGCAGAGAGCAACGACAUUGAAAUCCAAGUCCGAACCCUAACCGCCGAAUCCAUCACUAUCCCAAUCCCUGCUUCCGCAACCGUACAACGCCUCAAGCUUCUCCUCAACCAUUCAUUCCCACCCGCUACCAACUCCUCCCAUUUCCACCUUUUCUUCAAGGGUGAGAAAUUGAGACCGCAGGCUCAGAUUGGAUCUUACACAAUCCACAAUGGGGAGUUUCUUGUACUCGUUCCAUUUGCUAAGAAGGAUUCCAAAGCUCACAAAUCGGACUCACUUAAUGCUCCUUCAACUCCCUCUAAUGCUGCUCGUGGUGGUGAUUCAGCUACCGAUCUCGCGGAUUCAAUGUGGUCUAAUAUAAAGGAGGAUCUAUUGCAUUUGCGCGAGGCCACUGAAAGCGAUACUUUGGAUCAUGAUAAUAGCUCUGGUUUCGUGUUCAGGACGGUUGCUUCGGAGCCAAGAAAAGAGAAAGUGGAUUAUGAGGUCAGUUGGAAUCAGGCUUCGAGGGCAAAUGACAGAGAUGCUGAUAACCGGAUUGAGCUUCCAUAUCAUCUCAUAUUGAACACACUGGAGUGUACCAGUGAGGGUGCCCUCGGCACGCAUAAUUGCGAGGUCUUUUUGAAGGUUUUGGACUCCGUGAAUUGUUUGUCAGACCUGCCUCUGGGACACUGCAAGUUGUUCAGAAGAGCUCGUUCACUGGGAGGUGAUGGUGGAUUGCAGCUAGGUGCCAAUGGUAGUAGUAGUUCAUGCUUGUGUCCUGCAUGGUUGAAGAUUGUAAUGAAAGCAUUUGCUUUCAUAAACAUCUUGUCCGGGUUUCUUCAUUUGCAGGGUAGGAAAGUGACCUUGCGUCUGCUGGAAGAAGCGUUGAAUGAGCUUGGAAUGUUCGGAGUCAAAAUUGGCCUCCAGGACGUGAAGCAUCUUCCGCUUCUCUCACCUCAACUAGUGUGCUUUGAAAGUGACAUAGAGAAGGCAAGUUUUGGCAAUGUCAUUUUUGUCAUUAACCAUUCAUCAAGUGAUGAAGAACAAAUUGAAAUCAAUCCUAAAACAGCUCUAUCAAAGAUUGUUCGGACAUUGAAGAGUAGGGAUAGUUCUUUCCGAAAUAAUCUGUGGAAGGCUUUUGAGCAGCUUCCGAGAUGCAUAUUGCAACCUGAACUGAACUUUGAGCACAAAAGAGAUCAGCUGACUAUGGGAAUUUCCUUGGAAAAAUUGCUUGCAAUAUGCAAAGACCAUUAUUUUGUUGUAAAUGAAAACAAAUCAAAAUGUUUAAAGAGAAGCUUGAAUACCACAAAACCUGAUUCAAAUCACAUUCGGUGUCAUGACACAAAGGCACUGCUAGCUGUGGACAUGGUUGAACACCUCGAGAAAGGAAUUGGAUCUGAAGGACAGAUUGUGCAUAUUGAAGACAUAGGCCCUAGAAAUGCCAUUCAUGCAGAGAUCCCAACUGAACUAUCGGAAAAGAUGAGAUCAGCACUGAAGUGUAUAGGAGUUUCAAAAUUGUAUAGUCACCAGGCAGAGUCUAUACAAGCCUCCCUUCAUGGGAAGAAUGUUGUUGUGGCUACAAUGACAUCUAGUGGCAAAUCUCUUUGCUAUAACCUGCCAGUUCUAGAAGUUUUACUGAAUAAUCUGUCAUCAUGUGCUCUUUACAUAUUUCCUACAAAGGCAUUAGCUCAAGAUCAACUAAGAUCUUUGUUAAACAUGACAAAAGGAUUUGAUGUUGAGUUAAAUAUUGGUAUAUAUGAUGGUGACACUUCCCACAGUGACAGGACUUGGCUACGAGACAAUUCUAGAUUGUUGAUAACAAAUCCAGAUAUGUUACACAUAUCGAUCUUGCCCCACCAUCGUCGAUUUAGUCGGAUUUUAUCAAAUCUAAGGUUUGUGAUAAUUGAUGAAACUCAUACUUACAAGGGAGCAUUUGGAUGUCAUACUUCCCUUAUAUUAAGGAGGCUCAGGCGACUGUGCUCGCAUGUAUAUGGAUCUGAUCCUUCCUUUGUUUUUUCUACUGCAACUUCUGCUAAUCCAAGUGAGCACUCUAUGGAACUUGCAAAUUUACCAGCACUUGAGCUAUUUCAGAAUGAUGGAAGUCCAUCUGCAAGGAAACUUUUCAUCCUUUGGAAUCCUAGUCUGCGUCCGAAAGCUAUGGUGAAGAAAGCCAAGUCUGUUAUCAAUGCUGAUAAUUUGGAAGACGAAAGUGACAAUUUUGUUCGUUCAAGUCCAAUUGUGGAUGUUUCGCGCCUUUUUGCAGAAAUGGUUCAGCAUGGUCUUCGCACCAUCGCAUUUUGUAAAUCAAGGAAACUUUGUGAGCUUGUUUUAUCAUAUACACGUGAAAUUCUUCUCGAAGCAGCCCCGCAUCUGGUUCAUUCCAUCUGUGCAUAUCGUGGUGGCUACAUCGCAGAGGAAAGAAGAAAAAUAGAGACUGCAUUUUUUGGUGGUAAAAUUUGUGGUGUUGCUGCAACUAAUGCUCUUGAAUUGGGCAUUGAUGUUGGAGAAAUUGAUGUGACUCUGCAUCUAGGAUUUCCAGGUAGUAUUGCAAGCUUGUGGCAACAAGCCGGUAGGGGUGGGAGGAGAGAUAGGCCUUCUCUUGCUGUCUAUGUUGCCUUUGGUGGGCCUCUUGAUCAGUACUUCAUGAAACACCCUAAGAAACUUUUUGAAAGGCCAAUUGAAUGCUGUCACAUUGAUUCCCAAAACAAGCAGGUUCUUGAACAGCAUUUGGCCUGUGCAGCUCAUGAACACCCUCUGGCUGUGCAGUAUGAUGAGAAGUAUUUUGGUUCUUGCUUAGAGAAUGUUUUAAAUUCUCUAAAAGCUAGAGGAUAUUUGAGUCCCAAUCAGUCAUCUGAUUCUUCUAGAAUUUGGAACUACAUUGGUAAUGAGAAAUAUCCUUCUCAUGCGGUCAAUAUCCGAGCAAUAGAAACCGUAAGAUACAGUGUCAUAGAUCAGAGAAAAAAUGAAGUCCUUGAAGAGAUAGAGGAAAGCAGGGCUUUCUUUCAGGUAUAUGAAGGUGCUGUAUACAUGUGUCAAGGGAAAACCUAUUUGGUCGAGAAAUUAGAUCUGUCUAGCAAGACUGCUUUCUGCAAAGUGGCUGAUCUGAAGUAUUAUACAAAAACUCGAGAUUACACCGAUAUUCAUGUCACUGGGGGUAAUAUUGCUUAUCCUACAGGAGUUUUGAACAUGUUUCCUAAAACAAAUGCGCGGGCUCAUAUAUGCAAAGUAACAACUACAUGGUUUGGUUUUUAUCGUAUUUGGAGAGGGAGCAAUCAAAUCUUUGAUGCUGUUGACCUAGCCCUUCCUCAAUAUUCAUACGAGUCACAGGCAGUUUGGAUUCCAGUGCCACAAUCUAUCAAAGAAGUAGUACUCAAGGAAAAUUAUGAUUUUCGUGGAGGUUUGCAUGCUGCUUCGCAUGCGGUUUUAAAUGUAGUGCCUUUACACAUAACAUGCAACUUAUCUGACUUGGCUGCCGAGUGCCCGAAUCCUCAUGAUAACCGCUAUUACCCAGAUCGAAUUCUCAUUUAUGAUCAACAUCCUGGAGGGUGUGGGAUUUCAGUUCAGGUUCAACCGCGUUUCACCAAGUUCCUGGAAGCUGCACUUGAUCUUCUCACUUGUUGCCGCUGCUCAGCAGAAAUUGGUUGUCCUAAUUGUGUUCAGAGUUUUGCUUGCAACGAGUAUAACGAGGUCCUACACAAGGAUGCGGCCAUUAUGAUUAUCAAGGGUGUUCUGGAAGCAGAAAAUGUGAUCAAUGCUGAGGAGUCACCUUUUUUAUGAAUUGGUUAAUAGUCCUUGUUACCUUUUUUUUUUCCCUUGCUAAGAAAGGGAGGUGGAUUCAGCUGUAAAAGUUUACUUGUUUAAAAUAAAUUAU